Messenger RNA from Tupaia belangeri chinensis (Chinese tree shrew), 7048 nucleotides. It is a transcript of the gene MYOF, whose product is annotated as myoferlin. Gene Ontology annotation, cellular component: membrane. The record is from RefSeq and is a predicted model, not a curated record. The transcript is spliced from 54 exons. Bases 396 to 6605 code for a protein of 2069 amino acids. NCBI's taxonomy places the organism in Eukaryota, Metazoa, Chordata, Mammalia, Scandentia, Tupaiidae. Gene Ontology annotation, biological process: plasma membrane organization.
UCGGGUCCACCACAUGGUUGCUCCCUUGCCGGGAGCAACGUUUUAGUGGGUUUCCUACCCGCCCACAAUUAUUAGCUCCAAAUCUAUUUUAGUUUUAUUUGUUGCACAUUAUUUCUAGCUGAGGUUUUGCCCUUUUCACUUCCACAUUUUUUCACAGUCGUGAGCCUGUCCUGCGGCACCUCGUGGACUACGGGAGCCUGCGUCUCAGUGGACGCGUAGCCUUCGGUGAAUAACCUGCCCCAGGUCCACCCUCUGCGCUCGCCCCUUCCCGCUUCGCGGCGAGAAAUCCUGCGUCGGCCGGGAAAGGGCGGUGCAGCCCGGAGCGCCAGCGCCAGCGCCAGCGCCAGCCGGCCUCGCUUCAUUUGCCGAAACUUGCUCUCUGCCCGUUUAGAGCCAUGCUCCGGGUAAUUGUGGAAUCUGCCAGCAACAUCCCUAAAACGAAAUUUGGGAAACCGGAUCCUAUCGUUUCUGUGAUUUUUAAGGAUGAGAAAAAGAAAACCAAGAAAGUUGAUAAUGAACUAAAUCCUGUCUGGAAUGAGAUUUUGGAGUUUGACUUGAGGGGUAUCCCACUGGACUUUUCAUCUUCCCUUGGGAUCAUCGUGAAAGACUUCGAGACAAUUGGACAGAAUAAACUGAUUGGCACUGCGACUAUCUCCCUGAAGGACCUGAUUGGCGACCAGAGCAGAUCCCUGCCCUACAAACUGAUCUCCCUGCUGAACGACAAGUUUUUUUUUCUGCUGAACGAAAAGGGGCAAGAGACCGGGGCUACCAUUGACUUGGUGGUCGGCUAUGACCCACCUUCAGUUCCACAUCCAAAUGACCCAAGUGCGACCAGCGUGCCAGGCAUGGGAGGAGAAGAGGAAGAAGAUGGAGGUGAGGAAGACAGACUGGAUGGAACCGUCCGGAGCCCUGGGACCAGGGGGCCGGUGGGGACAGUGUCAGAGGCUCAGCUGGCACGGAGGCUCACCAAGGGGAAGAACAGCCGGCGGAUGCUGUCCAACAAGCCACAGGACUUCCAGAUCCGGGUCCGAGUGAUUGAGGGCCGACAGCUCAGUGGCAACAACAUACGGCCUGUGGUCAAAGUCCACAUCUGUGGCCAGACACACCGAACGAGAAUCAAGAGAGGGAACAAUCCAUUUUUUGACGAGUUGUUCUUCUACAAUGUGCACAUGACCCCUUCUGAACUCAUGGAUGAGAUCAUCAGCAUCCGGGUCUAUAAUUCCCAUUCUUUGCGGGCAGAUUGUCUGAUGGGGGAAUUUAAGAUCGACGUUGGAUUCAUUUAUGAUGAACCUGGUCAUGCUGUCAUGAGAAAAUGGCUUCUUCUCAAUGACCCUGAGGAUGCCAGCUCUGGUGCUAAAGGUUACAUGAAAGUCAGCAUGUUUGUCUUGGGAACUGGAGAUGAGCCUCCUCCUGAGAGACAAGAUCGCGACGUCGACAGCGAUGACGUGGAGAGCAACUUGUUACUGCCCGCUGGCAUUGCCCUCCGGUGGGUCACCUUCUUGCUGAAAAUCUACCGAGCUGAGGAUAUCCCCCAGAUGGAUGAUGCCUUCUCACAGACAGUAAAGGAAAUAUUUGGUGGCAACGCAGACAAGAAAAACCUCGUGGAUCCUUUUGUAGAAGUUUCCUUUGCUGGAAAGAAGGUUUGCACAAAUAUAAUUGAAAAAAAUGCUAAUCCUGAGUGGAAUCAAGUCGUCAACCUUCAGAUCAAGUUUCCUUCAAUGUGUGAAAAAAUAAAAUUAACAGUAUAUGACUGGGACCGUCUUACCAAAAAUGAUGUGGUAGGAACAACAUAUCUAUACCUUUCUAAAAUUGCUGCUUCUGGUGGGGAAGUAGAAGAUUUCUCAUCUUCGGGAACUGGGGCUGCGUCAUAUACAGCAAAUACGGGAGAAACAGAGGUGGGCUUCGUUCCAACAUUUGGACCUUGUUAUCUGAACCUGUAUGGAAGUCCCAGAGAGUACACGGGGUUCCCAGACCCCUACGAUGAACUAAAUACUGGUAAGGGGGAAGGAGUUGCCUACAGAGGCAGGAUCUUGGUUGAAUUAAGCACUCUUCUUGAAAAGACACCACCAGAUAAGAAGCUUGAGCCCAUCUCAAAUGAUGACCUGCUGGUGGUUGAGAAGUACCAGCGGAGACGGAAGUACUGUCUGUCCGCCGUGUUCCACUCGGCCACCAUGUUGCAAGAUGUUGGAGAGGCCAUUCAGUUCGAGGUCAGCAUUGGGAACUAUGGCAACAAGUUUGACACAACCUGCAAGCCUUUGGCAUCAACGACUCAAUACAGCCGUGCCGUAUUUGACGGGAACUACUAUUAUUACUUGCCUUGGGCUCACGUAAAGCCAGUUGUCACCCUGACUUCAUACUGGGAGGACAUUAGUCAUCGCCUGGAUGCGGUGAACACGCUCCUGGUCAUGGCAGAACGACUGCAAUCAAAUGUAGAAGCACUAAAAUCAGGGAUACAAGGUAAAAUUCCUGCAAACCAGCUGGCCGAAUUGUGGUUGAAACUGAUAGACGAAGUUAUAGAAGACACAAGUUACACAUUGCCACUCACAGAAGGAAAGCCCAAUGUCACAAUCCUUGAUACUCAGAUCCGAAAGCUGCGAUCCAGAUCGCUCUCCCAGAUCCAUGAGGCGGCCGUGAAGAUGCGCUCUGAAGCCACAGAUGUGAAGUCCACCCUGGUGGAAAUUGAGGACUGGCUUGAUAGGUUGAUGCAGCUAACUGAAGAGCCUCAGAACAGUAUGCCUGACAUUAUCAUCUGGAUGAUCCGGGGAGAGAAGAGACUGGCCUACGCACGGAUUCCUGCGCAUCAGGUCUUGUACUCCACCAGCGGUGAGAACGCGUCUGGGAAGUACUGCGGGAAAACCCAGACCAUCCUCCUGAAGUAUCCGCAGGAGAAAAACAAUGGGCCCAAGGUGCCUGUGAAAUUGCGAGUGAACGUGUGGCUGGGCCUGAGUGCUGUCGAGAAGAAGUUCAACAGCUUUGCAGAAGGAACCUUCACCGUCUUUGCUGAGAUGUAUGAAAAUCAAGCUCUCAUGUUUGGAAAAUGGGGCACUUCUGGAUUAGUGGGACGUCAUAAAUUUUCUGACGUCACAGGAAAAAUAAAGCUCAAGAGAGAAUUCUUUUUGCCCCCAAAAGGCUGGGAAUGGGAAGGAGAGUGGAUAGUUGAUCCUGAAAGAAGCUUGCUGACUGAGGCCGACGCCGGCCACACGGAGUUCACCGACGAGGUCUAUCAGAACGAGAGUCGCUACCCGGGGGGCGACUGGAAGCCAGCCGAGGACACCUACACCGACGCGAAUGGUGAUAAGGCAGCAUCACCCAGCGAGCUGACCUGUCCCCCAGGUUGGGAAUGGGAAGAUGACGCCUGGAUAUAUGACAUCAAUCGAGCGGUGGAUGAGAGAGGCUGGGAGUAUGGAAUUACCAUCCCUCCUGAUAACAAGCCCAAAUCCUGGGUCGCAGCAGAGAAAAUGUAUCACACUCACAGACGGCGGAGACUGAUCCGAAAACGCAAGAAGGAUUUAACACAGACAGCUUCAAGUACGGCGAAGGCCAUGAAAGAAUUUGAAGACAAGGAGGGCUGGGAAUAUGCAUCUUUAAUUGGCUGGAAGUUUCACUGGAAACAGCGCAGUUCAGACACCUUUCGCCGCAGACGCUGGAGGAGGAAAAUGGCUCCAGCAGAAACGCACGGGGCAGCUGCCAUCUUUAAACUCGAAGGCGCCCUUGGAGCAGACACUACCGAGGAUGGAGAUGAAAAGAGCUCUGACAGGCAGAAGCACAGCGCCACCUCCGUGUUUGGGGCAAACACUCCCAUCGUCUCCUGUCACUUCGACAGUAUCCACGUCUACCAUCUGCGCUGCUACAUCUAUCAGGCCAGGAACCUCAUGGCGUUAGACAAGGAUAGCUUCUCAGACCCCUAUGCUCAUGUCUCCUUUCUCCAUCGAAGUAAAACCACUGAGAUCAUCCACUCAACCCUGAAUCCCACCUGGGACCAAACAAUUAUAUUUGAUGAAGUUGAAAUCUACGGGGAACCUCAAGCCGUUCUACAGAACCCACCCAAAGUUAUCAUGGAACUUUUUGACAAUGACCAAGUGGGCAAAGAUGAGUUUUUGGGACGGAGCAUUUGCCCUCCUCUGGUGAAACUAAACUCAGAAAUGGACAUCACACCCAAACUUCUCUGGUACCCAGUGAUGAAUGGGGACAAGGCCUGUGGGGAUGUCCUGGUAACCGCAGAGCUGAUUCUGAGGGACAAGGAUGGUUCCAACCUCCCCAUUCUCCCCUCUCAGAGGGCACCGAAUCUGUACAUGGUCCCCCAGGGGAUCAGGCCUGUGGUCCAGCUGACUGCCAUUGAGAUUCUCGCUUGGGGAUUGAGAAAUAUGAAAAACUACCAGAUGGCUGCUGUCACCUCCCCCAGCCUCAUCGUGGAGUGUGGAGGGGAAAGGGUCGAAUCAGUGGUGAUCAAAAACCUUAAGAAGACACCUAACUUUCCAAGUUCUGUCCUCUUCAUGAAAGUGUUCUUGCCCAAGGAGGAAUUGUACAUGCCGCCUCUGGUGAUCAAAGUCAUCGACCACAGGCAGUUUGGGAGGAAGCCUGUCGUGGGCCAGUGCACCAUCGACCGCCUGGACCGCUUUCGCUGCGACCCCUAUGCAGGAAAGGAGGAUAUUGUGCCCCAGCUGAAAGCCUCCCUUCUAUCUGCCCCACCCUUGCGGGAUGUCGUUAUUGAUAUAGAAGACACCAAGCCAUUGCUGGCUUCUAAGCUGACAGAGAAGGAAGAAGAAAUCGUUGAUUGGUGGAGUAAAUUUUAUGCUUCCUCGGGGGAACAUGAAAAAUGUGGACAAUACAUUCAAAAAGGCUACUCCAAACUCAAGAUAUACAACUGUGAACUAGAGGAUGUACCAGAAUUUGAGGGCCUGACAGACUUCUCAGAUACUUUCAAGUUGUACCGAGGCAAAUCAGAUGAGAAUGAAGAUCCUUCUGUGGUAGGAGAGUUUAAGGGCUCCUUUCGAAUUUACCUUCUGCCGGAUGACCCCAGCGUGCCUGCCCCGCCCAGGCAGUUUCGGGAAUUACCUGACAGCAUCCCACAGGAAUGCACGGUUAGGAUUUACAUUGUUCGAGGCUUACAACUCCAGCCCCAGGACAACAAUGGCCUGUGUGACCCUUACAUAAAAAUAACGCUGGGCAAAAAAGUGAUUGAAGAUCGAGACCACUACAUUCCCAACACCCUCAACCCAGUUUUCGGCAGAAUGUAUGAACUGAGCUGCUACUUACCGCAAGAAAAAGACCUGAAAAUUUCUGUCUACGAUUAUGACACCUUCACCCGCGAUGAAAAAGUAGGAGAAACGAUUAUUGAUCUGGAAAACCGAUUCCUUUCCCGGUUUGGGUCCCACUGCGGCAUCCCCGAGCAGUACUGUGUCUCUGGAGUAAAUGCCUGGCGAGAUCAACUGAAACCGACACAGCUGCUUCACAAUGUAGCCAGAUUCAAAGGCUUCCCGCCACCCAUCCUUUCUGAAGACGGAAGCAGGAUCAGAUACGGAGGACGAGACUACACUUUGGAUGAAUUUGAAGCCAACAAAAUCCUACACCAGCACCUUGGGGCCCCCGAAGAACGUCUCGCCCUUCAUAUCCUCAGGACUCAGGGGCUGGUCCCCGAGCACGUGGAAACGAGGACUUUGCACAGCACCUUCCAGCCCAAUAUUUCCCAGGGGAAACUUCAGAUGUGGGUUGAUGUUUUCCCCAAGAGUUUGGGGCCACCGGGCCCUCCUUUCAACAUCACACCCCGGAAAGCCAAGAAGUACUACCUGCGCGUGAUUAUCUGGAACACCAAGGACGUCAUCCUGGAUGAGAAAAGCAUCACAGGAGAAGAAAUGAGUGACAUCUAUGUCAAAGGCUGGAUUCCUGGCAAUGAAGAAAACAAACAGAAAACAGAUGUCCAUUACAGGUCCUUGGAUGGUGAAGGGAAUUUCAACUGGAGAUUCGUUUUCCCAUUUGACUACCUCCCAGCCGAGCAACUCUGUAUCGUUGCUAAAAAAGAGCAUUUCUGGAGCAUUGACCAAACGGAAUUCCGAGUCCCACCCAGACUGAUCAUUCAGAUAUGGGACAAUGACAAGUUUUCUCUGGAUGACUACUUGGGUUUCCUGGAACUAGAUUUGCAUCGCACAAUCGUGCCAGCAAAAUCAUCGGAGAAAUGCAACUUGGACAUGAUUCCGGACCUCAAAGCCAUGGACCCCCUGAAAGCUAAGACCGUCUCGCUCUUUGAACAGAAGUCCAUGAAAGGAUGGUGGCCAUGCUACACAGAUAAAGAUGGCUCCCGCGUGAUGGCUGGGAAAGUGGAGAUGACAUUGGAGGUCGUCAAUGAGAAGGAGGCCGACGAGAGGCCAGCCGGGAAGGGACGAGAUGAACCCAACAUGAACCCCAAGUUGGACCCCCCAAACCGGCCGGAAACCUCCUUCCUCUGGUUCACCAACCCGUGUAAGACCAUGAGGUUCAUCGUGUGGCGCCGGUUCAAGUGGCUCAUCAUCGGCCUGCUCAUCCUGCUCAUCCUGCUGCUCUUCCUGGCUGUGCUGCUCUACUCCUUGCCGAACUAUUUGUCAAUGAAGAUCGUGAGGCCGAACGCAUAAUGAAAGCAAAGGCUUCUGGAGGUGAGGGCACUGGAUCCAGCACGGCUCACUGCACAGUCCAAUCCCAGAGCGGCAGCUUGGACAUCACACCGGGCACGUGGAUGUGCCCAAAGUCCUGGAAGGAGCACGGAGGAGAAGGGACGGCAGGAUGGCCGUUCCCCCGGAGGGUGCUCUCACUUCCUUUACUCUCUCUCCCUCCCUUUCUGGUGAGCGCGUGUGCCCUUUAAUGUCCAAACAAACAAAAGCGAAGGCCUAUUUCAAGAGUCGUCCUACCUGCCCGUGUCCAUGGACCAAAAGCCGGUGUGACCGUGGUGUGUGUCUGAGCGGCAGCCCAGGCACCGAGGCCCGUCGGAGCCCAGAUAGUCUUGAUCCUGAGAAGCCAACAAACAUUUUUAUCUUGUUACUUUGUGAAGUAUUAAAAGUUUUAUUGUCUAAAGUUUUAA